AUGCGAAAGCGAAGUGGAAACCUGCAGCUCCUCGGCAUGUACCGCGGGAUCACGGGCUGGGCUGGCCGGAGCCACCGGGACACAGCUCUUGCAUCGCUCCCCUCCGUCUUGGGAAGUCCUCCUCCGGGGCUGCUGCUGGUCCUGAGCAUCGUCCGGGUACCUUCUGGGGGGGGAAAAAACUAUCUCAGCUGCAGCCCAGGUGCUGGAGAGUCUGGGAAAAGCACCAUUGUGAAGCAGAUGAAGAUUAUUCAUGAGGAUGGCUACUCGGAAGAAGAAUGCAAACAAUAUAAAGUGGUUGUCUACAGCAAUACUAUCCAGUCCAUCAUUGCAAUCAUAAGAGCCAUGGGAAGGCUAAAGAUAGACUUUGGGGAAGUUGCCAGAGCAGACGAUGCCCGUCAGUUGUUUGUUUUAGCUGGAAGCGCAGAGGAAGGCGUGAUGACCGCCGAGCUAGCCGGCGUGAUUAAGCGGUUAUGGAGAGAUGCUGGAGUUCAGGCCUGCUUCAGCAGAUCGAGAGAAUAUCAGCUGAACGACUCUGCAUCAUAUUACCUAAAUGACUUGGAUAGAAUAUCCCAGCCGACCUAUAUUCCGACUCAGCAGGACGUUCUGCGGACCCGAGUGAAAACGACGGGCAUUGUGGAAACUCACUUCACCUUCAAGGACCUGUACUUCAAGAUGUUUGAUGUUGGUGGCCAACGGUCGGAGCGGAAGAAAUGGAUCCACUGCUUUGAAGGCGUGACGGCGAUCAUUUUCUGCGUGGCCCUCAGUGAUUACGACCUCGUCUUGGCCGAGGAUGAGGAAAUGAACCGGAUGCAUGAGAGUAUGAAACUGUUUGACAGCAUUUGUAACAACAAAUGGUUUACAGACACGUCGAUCAUUCUCUUCUUGAAUAAGAAAGACCUGUUUGAGGAAAAGAUUAAGAAGAGCCCGCUAACGAUCUGCUACCCAGAGUACACAGGCUCCAACACGUACGAGGAAGCGGCUGCGUACAUCCAGUGUCAGUUUGAAGAUCUGAACCGGAGAAAAGACACCAAGGAGAUCUACACGCACUUCACCUGCGCCACUGACACCAAGAACGUGCAGUUUGUGUUUGACGCCGUUACAGAUGUCAUCAUUAAGAACAACCUGAAGGAAUGUGGGCUCUAUUGA
Messenger RNA from Charadrius vociferus (killdeer), 1146 nucleotides. RefSeq names its product guanine nucleotide-binding protein G(k) subunit alpha-like. Gene Ontology annotation, cellular component: heterotrimeric G-protein complex. Gene Ontology annotation, molecular function: GTP binding; G-protein beta/gamma-subunit complex binding; G protein-coupled receptor binding. Gene Ontology annotation, biological process: adenylate cyclase-modulating G protein-coupled receptor signaling pathway. Bases 1 to 1146 code for a protein of 381 amino acids. The transcript has 8 exons. The record is from RefSeq and is a predicted model, not a curated record. Lineage: Eukaryota; Metazoa; Chordata; Aves; Charadriiformes; Charadriidae.